Ailuropoda melanoleuca (giant panda) is the source of this 1250-nucleotide messenger RNA. RefSeq names its product troponin C2, fast skeletal type (gene TNNC2). Gene Ontology annotation, molecular function: calcium ion binding. The record is from RefSeq and is a predicted model, not a curated record. The transcript is spliced from 6 exons. The coding region runs from base 610 to 1092 and encodes 160 amino acids. Lineage: Eukaryota; Metazoa; Chordata; Mammalia; Carnivora; Ursidae. Gene Ontology annotation, cellular component: myosin II complex.
GCGUGGGCACAAGCUAGGUGACUUAUAGCUGGUGCCCCAUUUCCCAUGGUCUGUCUGUGAGGGAGGGCAUGACUGUCACUAUCUCCACCUCGCAGAGAAGGAAACUGUAGCUCAGGGUGGCAUGUUGCCUGCCUAAGAGUGCACAGCUUGCAGAGACAGGAUCUGGACCUUGGGUUCCAGGCUUCGAGUCUUGUGCUCUUCCCCGUCUGCCACACUGCUUCACUCCUCUCGAUUCCCGUUGCCCUCGCCCAUCUUGGAGCCAGCGUGUUUCUUGAGCAGGGGCUCCCUAAGGCAGUGGAGCCGGGCGGGUUCUCCUCCCAAGAAUCUAGGACAUCAAGGCCUGCCACCUGCUCAGAGGCUUAAAUUUCUCUGCAAGGGCCCUUGGCUAAAUUAGGUAAUGGGCUAGGACUCUGGGAUGGGGGCGGGGGGGGGGAGGCGCUCGCCGACCCCAGGAUCUGAUUGGCCAGGGCAACUAGUCCUGGGGAGCAGGGAGGUGGGAGGAGAGGGUGUCCCUACAAAUCCAAGGGGCUGGAGCAGGCCAGGGCAUCUUUGGGUGGUGGAGUGCUGAGGAGGUGAUCUGCAGCAGAGGAGGGCCUGGGACUAGCAACCAUGACGGACCAGCAGGCGGAGGCCCGGUCCUACCUCAGCGAGGAGAUGAUCGCUGAGUUCAAGGCCGCCUUCGACAUGUUUGACGCUGAUGGUGGCGGGGACAUCAGCGUCAAGGAGUUGGGCACGGUGAUGAGGAUGCUGGGCCAGACACCCACCAAAGAGGAGCUGGACGCCAUCAUCGAGGAGGUGGACGAGGACGGCAGCGGCACCAUCGACUUCGAGGAGUUCUUGGUCAUGAUGGUGCGCCAGAUGAAAGAGGAUGCGAAGGGGAAGAGCGAGGAGGAGCUGGCCGAGUGUUUCCGCAUCUUUGACAGGAACGCAGACGGCUACAUCGAUGCGGAGGAGCUGGCUGAGAUCUUCAGGGCCUCUGGGGAGCACGUGACAGACGAGGAGCUCGAAUCCCUCAUGAAGGACGGUGACAAGAACAACGACGGCCGCAUUGACUUCGACGAGUUCUUGAAGAUGAUGGAAGGCGUGCAGUAAGAAGGCGCCGUCGCCUCCGCCCAGACCGCGCGUCCCUCGGGCGAGGGCGGUUCCACCCCCGCCGGGUCCCAUGCUCCGCCCCGGGAGGGAGGCGCGGCCCCCGCUGGCUCUGUGUCCAGAGGGAAUAAAAGCAGACACUGCAAAGCGCGUAGCCUGAG